Molecule: messenger RNA, 1494 nt
Organism: Aspergillus brunneoviolaceus CBS 621.78
Lineage: Eukaryota; Fungi; Ascomycota; Eurotiomycetes; Eurotiales; Aspergillaceae
Exons: 2
Coding region: 304-1461 (385 amino acids)
Source: RefSeq, a predicted model, not a curated record
AUUACUCCUCGCAACAAAUUUAUCAAGGAGUCAAGGCUACUUUGGUCUCUGACUAUAACUUGCCACUGUGGUGCAUGUCAUUAUCAAGAUGUCCACUGAUUUCAACAUCAACGGCAGAAUAAUAUCAGCAACCGAGCAACGUUAUAGGCGAGGUUGAGUUGCCGAGCAAUAUGAUUUGGAUUUUGGUUCGGCAGGUUCAGUGAAUAUGCCGAGCAUUCGAUGAAUCAGACAAUAAAACAUGAAAUAUAUCCAGGCAAAUCAUGCCAGGAUGUCCUGGGAUACUAACAAGCAUGAAAUGAUUCAAUGCUUCAUAAAUCCAACUUCCGUGUUCGGUUUCACCUGGAGACCCCUUCCCAGCCCUUCAGCGUUGGGGAGACAAUCAGAGGUAGUGUUUUGGUCACAAGCCAUAGAAGCUCUUCUCCACUCCAGUUCGAUCUUAUAUGUGAAGGCAAGGUGAAUGUACAGGUGGACCUUAGUGAGAACGCAGUGCCGUUACCACAACCAAUAGCAUCAACCACUUUUCUGCGCAUGAGCCAGCCACUUGAGGAUCCCUCCGAACGAGCGGAAGGCCUUGACGCCGGAGUCGAGUAUUGUCUACGCUUUGAGUUUGUGGUUCCUUGCGCGCUACCACUUCAAGCCUGCCAGCAUAGUUGUCGUCAUGGACAAGUACAUGAAGAACAUCUCUCCCUUCCGCCAAGUCUUGGAACACUAGGCCACCGGAAGAAGUCAUUACAUGGCAAGGAUGAUAUGGCUCCUGAAACAGCCUCAGUUGUUUACCACAUAUCUCUCCGCAUAAGCAAGAAGUCUUUCAAGGCCGGGACAACAGCCCCCAUUGUGGAAUGGGAGCACUUGAUAAACAUUCGUCCGUUGCGCGUGGAGCGAGCACCGGUCCUCGUGCCACGGGAAAGCAAAUUCUAUUGCCUGCGGCGAGAAGUUGCAAUCACAAGGGGUUUUUCCAGAGCACUCCAGGGUGUUCUGUCAGCCCAAGCAGUCCAACCCACAGCGAUAGCACCAGGAAAGGCUCCUUUUAGAAUGGUGCCCAUCGACCUGCAUUACAGAGCCCUAUCCGGUGCCCCUCCGCCAAAACUGUCAGCCAUCAAAGUCGAGCUCCAAGCGAUCACCCUCUUCGGCGCAAAGCCUUGGUCAGACUUUCCCGACUUGACCAAUCCGGUAACUUGGGGCCGCCACCAGAACUAUUAUACAUACCCGGUGUCGUUAGCAGACAUGCAGCCCGGCCCUCUAAAGUGGCAGCCGAAGAGCACAGAUGAUGAGACCUCGCCGAGUUUCAGAUCCACAAUCCAGGUGCCCGUGGAGCUUCCUGGUGAUUUCGACUACCCCCCAACAUUCAGCCACUGCUUCAUCUCUCGGGUGUAUGCCUUGAGAGUCGAUAUCUGUUAUCGGGCCCCGGGUGCGUGGGGGAGAAGCAGAGUGUCAAUGACUGUUCCGCUGCAGAUAUUGUAGAUAGCUAUAAGCACCGGAAGAUAGAGAUACCCC